AUGCCUGGUCGGAUUAUUCAAGUUGAAAAGUUAGAACUCAGUCAGUUUCGGAAAAUUUACUGUAAAUGUCCAACAAAAUCAAAUGUCAAUUCUAAUAACAACAAAUACACCUCCCGUUCAGCCACCACAAUCUCGACAUUGUUCUAUUCACUAAUCAGUUUGGUAGUGAUCAGUGAUCUUAUUGCCACUUACCUGUGUUCAUCUGUUUUGGCAUCGUCUAAUUCAGGUGUCAACUUUAUUCAGAAUGAUUAUGAUCUAGAUAAAACAAAAUGUAUACAAUCACUUUUAGUCAAUCGACAUCAAAUUCCAGAUUCAGCGUUCAAUGCUACCAGUGAAGUAGUAGAUCCGUCAGGAGCUAAACGUUAUAAUGCGCAUUCUAUUCGAAAUGAAAAUACAGAUUUUGCAUGGUGUCCAGGUAAACGUAUCAGUACAGACUGUGAUGAAUAUGUUGAAAUUGAUAUGGGUGAAUUAAAUAUUAUAACAAAAGUUGUUAUAAGUGGAUUACUCGCUGAAGGUGGAGGCAGUCGUUAUACUCCAUACUUCUAUAUUCGAUAUAAACGAGAAAUUAAUGAAGAGAAUUGGAGAACCUAUCGACAACUUCGUCCAACUAUUAUUUCUCGACUUUUGGGCGGUUUAGACGCUUUAGUGCCAAAAUUUGUUGUACUUGACCCACCAUUGAUAGCUCGAUGGAUUCGUAUCUAUCCGUAUCGUGAUACACCAGGCUUUGUAUGCAUUAGACUUGAAGCAUACGGUUGUCGUUUCUCAGAUGACCUGGUUGAAUAUCGAAUCCCUGAAGGGAGUCUAGCACAUCCUCCUUAUCAAGCUGAAACUAGUUUAUAUAAAUCUCAAGGAUCAGAAGUGUUUACAAAUGAGAACUUAAAUUCUAGUCAAGCUGGUGGUGGUCUUCCAUUUUCAGAUACUUGUUAUGAUGGUCAUAGAAUUGAACCAGGAAGUCUUUUAGAUGGAGGACUUGGUUGUCUUAUUGAUUUAAACAGUGCUAAUCGUGAUACAAUUCCAUCUAUACAACGAACUGUUGGUGUUAGUUCAAAAGCAGAUAGUUCAAUGAAUUAUCAGUUUGUUGGUUGGCAUCGUGAUCGUUGGAAAAGUUCACAGGAUAAAAAUAAUGAUGUUGUUGAUAUGCUUUUUCGUUUUGCUUCUGUACGUAAUUUUACACGACUUCGACUUUAUAUAUCUAAUAAUUAUUUAGAAAAGAUUCGUUUACCCAGGCGACUAGAAGUUAAAUUUAGUGUAGGUGGUGUACAUUUCUCUGGUCAAUUGCCUAUUUCACGUGAAUUCAAAUUAGAGAAUCGAAGUCUAGGUGUUUUUAGUAUUAUUUUGGAUUUAUCUCAUAGAAUUGGUCAAGUUGUACAAUUGAAAGCCUUUUUCGCUGACGAUUGGUUGUUGUUUAGUGAAAUACGCUUUGAAAGUGAAAAGGUUACAACACCGAUAAAAAUUGAUGAGUUGGCUAUGUUAUCUUCAAAAUCCUUCAAUCAUCAAUCUAUUAAUGAAGAAGAGGACUCGACGAAUACAAAACGUGAAUCUGAUGCAAAUAAAGUGCCAUCCUCAAAUGAUACCUCUGUACUUGAUGAUUCAUCAACUCGUUUGUCAACUGUAGUUAUAUUAGUACUAGUUCUAUUAUGUUGUUUCCUUGGUUUAUUAGCUGGUGUUGCUUGCUUCUCUGUGACAUGGAUGCAUCGUAAAAGACAUGAUUUAGAAAGAGAAAAACAUCAAGUUCAUAAAACAUUGUUAAUUCGUGGUGAAGAUGCUUUAAAUGUAUGUACAACAACUGGUUUAUGUGGUAACGGUAAUGUCAAUCUUAUCGGUGGUGGUGGUGGUGAUGCUGGUUAUGCAACAGUUAGACCAAAUAUGUAUCCAUUUCUAUUAUCUGCAGCUAAACCUGAGAUGGGAGUUUCAACUGUUCUACCAAAUGGGGGAUUACAAUCUUAUCAUCAAAUUGUCCUAUCAUCAAAUACCAGUACAGAAUCUCCCAAUAGUGUUUCAAAUGAAAAAAAUUCAAGUCAACAACAAUCACAGCUACGUCAGACGUCACAGUCAAAUGUUGGUAUGAUUAUCGGUCAACAGUCUAAUACAAUAGUUAAUCGUUUAUCUGGUGGCACAAUUGGUCCAAGUGAUGGUGUUACAUCAGAAACUGAAGCAUUCUGUGAUAAUAACAAUAAUAAACACAAUGAUGAUAAUGAUGAAACUCAUCCACAUAAUCGUUAUAGUUUAUCAUUAUUUAACAAUCAUCAAUACCAUCAUCAUCACCAAGAUCCGGAAGCAACAUUCAUCUUAAAAAUUAAUCAUAACAAUAAGACUAUUUCGCAGCUUGAUCAUACUAAUAAUAUACAUGGGAAUAUUAAUUCUAAAGAAAUCGACCAUAUUACUGCUACUACCACUACUAAUAAUAAUAUUAGUAAUAAUAAUACAGAAUUUUUAAAUACUGUAAAUAAUUUCUCAAGAGUUAAUCAAUUAGUUAGCAGUCAAUCUGGUCACAAUUUAGGAUUAUGUUCAACUGAUCUAUUAAAUGCUCAUUUACGAGGACAGACUUCUGUACAAGCGGCAAAUGGAUUACUCCAAAUUGAUUUGUCUCGAGGUCAUCCAUCAAUGCUAAUCAAUGGUCGACCAUUAAUGCGAAUUCAAGCUUCAUCUAAUCCAUCCGAUGUAACUGAUAAUUCUUGGCUUUUACAAACCGGUUAUCGUAAUAAUAAUGCAGUUUGUUGUACUUCUUCAAUUGGUAUGAAUUUAUUAAAUUCAGAACCUGGUGUUUAUACAACAGUUGGUGGAGCUGAAUCAGAUGUAGAUAGUAAUGGAGCAAGUACAAUGAGUCCAGAGUAUGCAUCCACAAGUAUGUUACAUGAUUAUCCCAUGUUAGCUGCUACAUUGGCUCAAUUAAAUCAACAACGACUGGCUGCUAAUCUAACACCAUCUAUGAAUAUUCAACCUAAUCUAUAUCCUUGUGCUAAUCCACUUAACACUGACUUAUCAUCAAAUUGUUCUAUUAAUUUCAAUAUUUUAUCAAAUCCUCCAUUGAAUUCCCCAUUUAGCAACAAUAAUAUCAUUAAUAAUCCCAGUACCUACGGUAAUAUUAGUUGUCAUAAGAAUAACUUUCUUACAUCAAUAAAUACAAUUCAACAACCAUUAUUAUUCACGAAUCCUCAUUCAAUACAUGAUAUGAUGAUGAUGACGACAAAGACGACAACAACAGCGGCGAUAACAACAUCAUCAGUUACAAAACUAUUAAAUGGUAUACAAAGUUCACAGCUUGGUAAUAAUAGUAGUAACAAUCAUCAUUACGGUGUUGAAAGUGAUAUUGUUCAAAAUGUAUUUCAACAGAAUAAUUAUCAGUCACAAAAUCAACAGAUGUAUGAUGCUUAUAAUUUACCAACUCCUUCAGCACCAAUUUAUUAUCCUAUCGCACAUCAGAUUAUCUCAUCCACUAUGGGACAAUAUUUCCCAUGUAUUAUUACUUCAACACAAACUACAGGAUUAUCAUCUAUAUCAGCAUCAUCAUCGGGAAUAGCACCUCACACAGUGUUAUCGCCAUCAUCGUCUGCAAAGAGUAAUAACUCUAUAAAUAGUACUGCUGCUACUACUACCACUUAUAAUAAUAAUAAUAAUCCCACAUUACUUGGAAGAGGCGGUCAUAUCAACAAUGAAUACAAAUCUCCGAAACAUAAUGACAUUGUAAACAUUGAACAAUCACAUAAACGAUCAGAUGUGAAUAAAUUAGAUUUCAAUGUUAAAUCUGGAUCGACAACAAAUACUUGUCUAUCAAAAUCUAAUUAUCGAGUUUCUAAUCAUAAUCCAUGGAUUAAAGCAUCAAAUUCAAAUCGUUAUGAUGAAUUGGAUCAAGCACAAAGAAGACAACAUGAUGAAAAUUUGUUACCACCAACACCUUCUAGCCCUCCUCCACCUUUGCCACAGUCAAUGACAACACCAAAGCAUCACUAACUAAUAAAUUUGUUCAUAAUUUUAUAAUUGAAAGGAGCAGAACUUAAUAUAGUCCUCAGUAAUCAAGACGACUGUUUCAAUACAUGCAUAUAUAAAUAUAUAGAGUACAAAUGCAACUAACUCAUUCAUGCAUAUAUGCGCUUGUAAAUAGAAAAAAAAUCCUAGAAUUUCUUCAUUAAUUUUUUAUGCAUAAUAAGUACACAUUCAAAUAUAUGAUAUUCUAUAUAAUUUAACGAGAAAUCUUUUGCCUAUAUAUGUACCCUUACCGGUGGCGUGUACAAUAUUCAGUCGUUGUCGUCGUCAUCAUCAUCAUCAUCACCAUCAUCGUCGUGUUUUUCUACGUUUCAAGAGUUAAAUCUGUCUUUCCACUAGCUCUGUCUAUAUGUUCCUAUUCGUGUUAAAUGAAUGCCGUAAUCUUUGUUUCCAUUUAUCCAAAUACUUUUUUUAAAAAAUAUUUCGAUAUGAAAUAAAACAUUGAAUUGAAAUAAUUUCUAGUUGAUUUGUAAUUCUGUUCUCAUAUUUCUUAUUUUGUGUAUAUUGGACUAAUAAAACAAAACAGAACAAACUACUGAAUCAUUAUCGUUUAUUGUUAUAGACUUUCAAAGUGUUCGCUUUCAUUCAGUUAAUUUCUGGUCUAUUUAGUUUUAUCCUAUUCUAUUGUAUCUAAAAUUAAGGUGAGUCGAAAUUGUUUAGAAUUUGUCAGUAGUAUUUUUAUCCUAUAAGAUAAUACAUAAAUAAAUAUUGAUAUAUAAAGUUUCGAACAAGUACUAUAAAGACACAAACUUAGUGGUAAUCUUUGCCGUAAAUCGACAGCGGAUUAACCAAACGAUUAUUGGGUACGAUGUUCCGUUGAGUCUGGUUACGAGCUUAAAAUAUAGCAGAUAUGUAUAUUGUUGGCUAAUAUUGACAUCCAAACUAGUUAGAUCAAAUCAACAGUGUUUUCUAUGUUAAAGGAGUAUAUCUUACUAACUUUUCGUUACAGUUCUUCGAGGUUAAACUGAUUAUAGUCAUUUCUCGUCGACGUUUACACUCUAAGUAAAGUUUAAUACUUAAAGCUAAGGCUAAAAGUACUGAAUAAUAAAUUGUUAGAAGUAACUGUGUAGUGGAACUAUUUCUAAGACAAGUAAAAGCUUCUUAGUUCACAGCUUCACUAAUGAAACAACGGUUCUGUCUGUUUGAUAAAAUUUGUAUACCUUUCUUUUGUAAUUCUGAUGUUCAAGAUGAAAUCCUAGGAUUUCGUAGCCAUUUGACCAAGUUACUUUCUCUGUAAUCUACUCAUUGUAUUAUUUCGCUUUUUUUGAUUGAGUUAUUCUAGAGUGUAGGAAAGGUAACUAUUAUCCCGUUGGCUAGUAUUAUUGCACCCAUUUAUCUAUAUGAAGUCAGCUUUUGAUGUUUUAGAACACUUAAGUACGUCUGUAAGAGAAUAUAUUUUCUUGGUGUUUUUUAGCUUCUCAUAUUGUUUAUGGUAGGAUAGGAGUACAUGCGAAUAUUUGAUAGUUUUCUUCCGUUAAGUAAAAUCAUUUUUAGUGGAAGAGAUUUGUCAACACUGUUGAACUUUAUGAUUUACAUUACAGACUAUAAUUAGUCAGAUAACCAUUAGAAACCAGAAUGUCUCAUACACCUGUUUCGUAUUAGUAAAAGUUUCAGUGAUGCACACCCACAACUUCACUGGGGAUCGGUCUUGCGGCAAACGUUUAACCGAUUAUAACCACUAAGUCGAGGUCCAAUGGUACAAUUCCAAUUUUUGUCGAUUUGUACUGUAGCAUGAUGACUAUACAGUAACAUAGGUGACAACUGCUUCAUUUCUGUUUCCUUCCAAGUUUCACAACAGGACGGAAGAGCUAUUCAGUACCUUCCAGGUUUUCAAUGUUUGUCUAACUAAGGUCAGUCCACAAUUUAUCACUGUUCUCGAUUAUUGCUUAGAUCCUUGAAUAUAUUAACAUUCAUGCUUAACCAAUUCAUUCACUGAAAAUAGUUUCAUCAUUUGUCAUUUUCAAUCUUUGUAUCUUGGAAUAUUUGGAAUCUAUUUGAUAACAUUGCACUGUUUAUUAUCUUUGUCAACUUCUUUCAUUGUGAUGUCAACUGGAACUUUUACAAUACUACCGUAUUCAAACUACAUCUUACACAAAGAAACUUCAUUGGUUUAGUCUUUCCUCUUUCAUAUUGAUAGUUCUGUUAUUUGAAUAAUUAAUUUUAAAUAAGAUUAGAUUGAAUAAGAAAAAAAACUCACUUUAUUGAUUAGUGAACAAUGUACAACUUUGUUACCUUUCAUGAACAUUAUAACGUUUCCAUAAUUAUUAUUUUGUUUUAUGAGGUUACUUGAUUAAGUUCAAUAUGAAUUUGAUUUGUUAAGCAAUACUAUAUGAAAUAAUAUUAGUUUUACUAGGUGUUGUCUUGUGAACUGCAAAUUAGACGGCAGCAAAUUAUCGAUCGGACCAAAGACGCGUAAACACGUAAUAACAGCCUAGAGUUCUGAUUGAUCUUUAUUCCCUGUCUAGCCCAGCCAGUUGAGCCCAGAACGCAAGUCGCAGCCUCUGAGAUAUGAAUCAUUAUAUUUCAAACAUACUCUGUUUAUAUACCAAUCAAGCAGGACCACAUAGUACCAUAAAAUAGAAAAUAACAUUGUAAAAUAUUGGCCAACAGGAAAAUGACACGUUAAAUAAAUAUUGAUCAAUAAGAAAAUGAUACCAUCUCAAGUCCAAGGAUGGCGUUAGACUUAACAGAAUAAUUUCUUGGGAUAUUUUUCUGAAUAUCCCAACACUAGAUAUUUAAAUCUAUUUAUUUCUGUGUGUGUGUGCAUACAUGGUCUCUUUUUAGAUAUGUGAAGAAUAAUUUUCAGAACAAGAACUAUUUCACUGAAUUACAUUACGUUGAUAUAAUUUUAGUGUAAUAAAUUAAUGUGAAUGCACAUUUCAAUGGUAUUUAUGAUUAUGUACAACUAAUCUGAUCUGAUCACUAGGGCAAAAUUUAACUGUUAUUUCUAUGGAAGACAUGUUUUUCAGGUCAAUGUGUAGUCUACUAUUUACUGUAAAAUUUUACAUUCUUAUAAAAGAUUAUAUGGAUUGUAACUCGUUAAAUAGAGUUAGUCUACAGAGCUUACUUCAUUCAAUGGUCUAAUCAUACAUACUGGGUACAUUUAUAUAUCUUAACUUAACAGUGGUCUAGUGGUUAAGUGCUCGUGCGCGAAACCAGUAGGUCCUGGGUUCGAACCUCGCAUGGGGCGAGGCCGUGGAUGCGCACUGCUGAGGAGUCCCACAAUAAGACGAAACGGCCGUCCAGUGCUUCUAGGUUUCCCAUGGUGGUCUAGCUUCAACUGACUAAUGAUCUCAACCAUUGAAAUUAUUAAAUUGUAUUACAUAAUUGUACUGAUUUUAAUAAUUAGAUGUAUAAUGGUCCCAAUACGUUUUCUUUCCAUUUUAGAAUAUUCACUAAAUCCAUACUUCAGUUUUCAUCGUUUCGUACUUACAUACAUGUUGCGGAUGAUAUUCUCAUUAUGAAUUUCAAUUCCACUCAAUUGGAUAUAUGCUUAUUUUAUUUUACCUUCUUUUUUUUCUUCCCAGAUGGAUUAACCCAGGUUAGCAUUUCUGAUGAAGUAUGAAGUCUUCCAUAUUAUUUCUUCUACCUCUUAUAAUCUAUUCCAUUUAUUCUUUUACACAUAUAUGUUUUCUUUUUUGUAUUUGUUGUUUGAUUCAACGAUUGAUUGUGUAUAAAAUCAUUGAAAUAUGUUGUGACUUUUAGAUGGGAAUGGGAUUACAAUUUAAUUGAUCCGUCUUGUUCACUGAUUAUUCAGUUCUUCAUGUAUAUCAUUUGGCUAACUUUUAAUAAUUCUGUUAUAUAAACUAGAGAUAUUUACGCUAAAUCUUCAGAUACAUAUCCCUAUAUAUAAAUAUAAUUCUCUGUAAACACUCAUAUGUAAAAGCCACGAGCCAGGCUCUAUUUGUGUUUAUGAGUAUGCAAUAAAGCCAAUCAUACAAAAAGGACAAACUCCCUUUAUUCUUCUUAAUAUAUAUAUAAUUGUUAUAUUGUAUACAUUUGAUUAUAUUCCAUUAUUAUAUAGAUGGAAGAAGCAAAUAAAAUUAACUUUUCAUUCG
This is a messenger RNA of Schistosoma curassoni, 8042 nucleotides long. The record is from the annotation of a GenBank genome assembly. Lineage: Eukaryota; Metazoa; Platyhelminthes; Trematoda; Strigeidida; Schistosomatidae.